Silurus meridionalis is the source of this 2457-nucleotide messenger RNA. RefSeq names its product zinc finger protein 235. NCBI's taxonomy places the organism in Eukaryota, Metazoa, Chordata, Actinopteri, Siluriformes, Siluridae. Gene Ontology annotation, biological process: regulation of transcription by RNA polymerase II. The transcript is spliced from 4 exons. The record is from RefSeq and is a predicted model, not a curated record. The coding region runs from base 574 to 1842 and encodes 422 amino acids. Gene Ontology annotation, molecular function: DNA-binding transcription factor activity; RNA polymerase II cis-regulatory region sequence-specific DNA binding.
GGGUACAAAUUGUGCAGUGAGGGUAAAGGGCUUGCUCAAGGGCCUGGAAACUCACAAACUUUCAAUCAAAAGUCUCAAGUCAUAACCACUGAGAGAUCACUUCCCCAAUAUAUGCAGGUAAUCUUGCAUAGUCUUUGCCAUUUUUUCAGUGUGGUUUUUGGUUAUAUUUUUGCCUAAACGGUUUAGGCUUCAGGUAGUUUAAUUUCAGAUUGUGUUUCAGAGUCAGUGAAUGUAAAUGUUUCUCAGACAAACCAGGUGUAAACAGGAGUUUGAAACAAGUUUUACUGAAAUAUGUGCAUUUCUGCUCUAUUUCUCAACACCUGCAUGCAGGAACGCGCGCUUCAUGCCAGUGAUUUCAUUGGCGACUUUAUUUAAUUCAACCCGGAGACUUUUAUUUUGAUAUAAUCGGAGAUUAAGUCAAGGCGGAAUUGAUAUUUAAUUGACAAACCUACGAAUUAGCAGUUUAGUACGUGAGUGUCUGAAACCAUAAACCGCCUGUUUGCUUUCAUCGCACUGCGCCUCGGUUUUCUUCAUCUCCUGUCACUGAAUCUGCCACAAUCGUGUACGAGGAGGAUGGCGAAUUACCGUGCAUUUCACACACAACUCGCGACCAUCAUGGAAACCCUGACUCGGGCGGCGGUGGCUGAAAUCUGCGAGCUGGUAGAUGACGGUUACGCGGUUUUACACAUGGAGAUUUCACGACACCAGAAGGAGAAUGAGGAACUCCGGCGAAAACUCCAGCUGAUCGACUCAAUAGUAGCUGCGCGCGGCUAUAGCGACGAGACCGCGGCCGUGCAGGAGGCCAUGAGCCGCCGCCACCGCGGGGAGCUGAUGCUUCUUAUCCAAAGGCACAUUCAGCUGAGACAGGAUACAGCUGAGCUGGAGACCAGCAGGGGCAGCUCACAACCUUCCGAUCAGCAGCCCACUCCGAUCAAAUCACGAGAUUCAGAGGAGCAUGCUCUCGUCGCAGUGCAUGUCAAAGAGGAAGGUCAGGAGCCACAAACUGAUGAUGACGAUGAUGACGAUGAUGACGAUGUUGCUGUGGUAACUCGUGAUUCUCCAGAUGAAAAAGUCAUAGCACUUUUGUCACAAAAAGUCGGAUCAGAUACAGCCUCUGGAAAUAAUGACCUCCUUACACAUGCUCUCGCCAACACACGCUCCCCGAGCCUACCUCCACACGUACUUGCAGACACACACUCGCACACUGAGGAGUCGCAACACUCAAGCGUGGAUCUAACAGCCUCUGAUGAACCUCUCUGUUCUUUUAACACACAGAGUAAUGUGCACUCGUUGUCUGAUACACACACUGAUGCCAGCGGUCAUAACCGUCCAUUUCCAGAUAAAAUGUGCAUGAAGAUGGAGCCUAUGGUGUCUGACAUGAAUAUUACUUUGGAUUGGAGAACACACCCAGUACAUACUACACUGUCACACUCCCACAGUUCUUCAGGUGGAAAUGGCACAAGGACACUGCAUACUGCCCACAAUUCCCCUCUUUAUACUGCACAGCACUUGCUUGGACUGGGUAAUGUGGCCGGGCUGGGGUUGUUUGGAGGACGUGGUUCCUUGCAAGGGGGUGGAGUUGGUAAGAGACAUUUUAUCUGUUCCAUCUGUGGCAAGAACUUCACCACAGCACAGAGCUUAGACACACACAUGCGCAUACACACAGGUGAGCGUCCAUAUCGCUGUGAACAGUGUGGCAAGCGCUUUACUCAGUCUGGCCACCUUACAGCACAUCAGACUGUUCACACUGGAGAAAGACCGUAUGAGUGUACACACUGUGGCAAACGUUUUGCAGGCAAGCAGUAUCUACGAAUACACACCAAGAAACACCACCCUGAGUAACAGCAGUUCAACAAACACAACAGAAAUGAUACACUAAUGUGCAUAUAUUUGUGUAUCCAUAAUAUACUCUCCAUGAAACACUACACUGAGUAAUAGACAUGUACCCACACAUGCUUUGCAGAGGACAUUAAAACAAAUUAACACAGAUGAAUAAAAUAAGUGUUUAGAAUUCAAAAACUCUAAAAAUGCUUCACAAACUAUAACACAAAUGUAUUCAAUGUGUGAGUCAUAAAGACCAAAUGUAAUUUGAAAUUAAAUAAUUACUCCACACAAAAUAACACUUUAGACAGGAAAACAUUUUGUAGGAAUUAUAGCAAAAUACAUGUGGGGAAAUACUACUCAGAAAUAGUCUUGUAAGCCAAAUAAAUAUUACAGUAGCUUCUAGGUUCAGGACAUUUUAUUAUUAUGGAACUGAGCUACGACAAACAGGAGGAAGACGGUAGAACUCCACUGGUGAUUAUAAAUGAUUGAGUGUUUUUUAUUUUUUAUGUGCUGCUGUUUUUCUUUAGGGAAAAGAUCAUACAUUUGAUCAUUUAAAUUUAACUUUGGAUGGUAGAAUAACAUGACUGAAGCAGAACUUUGUACAACAUAAUAUACAUUAUUUCAGCUAAACAA